GGGGGCCGGGCCGGAAAACGAUCCUGGGUGGACCACGGGGGACUAUGGCGGCUGCCGGCGCGGCCCCACGUGGGCGCAGGGCUGUGGUGGCCGAGGAGGCGGACAGCGAUUCUGAGUUAAACUCAGGACUUCCAGAAGACAGCUACUCUUCAGGAAGUGAAGCCCUGGAUGGUGAUGAUGAAGAUGAAACACCAGCCCUUGAUGAUGCGGUUGAAGACGCAACAAGCUCCAAAGCUGGCCCAAGUGCAGGCUGGGCAGAUGCUAUGGCAAAAGUGCUCAACAAAAAGAUUCCACAAAAUAAGUCCACCAUCUUGGCCAAGAAUAAAAAAAUGGAGAAGGAGAGAGAAAAGGAAAAACAAGAAAGGCUGGAGAAGAGGAUGAAGCUCGAUAAAAAGCGGGAGUGGGAAAUGAUGUGCCGAGUGAAGCCAGAUGUUGUCAAAGACCGAGACAGAGAAAGAAAUCUUCAGAGAAUUGCCACGAGAGGUGUUGUACAAUUAUUUAAUGCUGUCAGGACGCACCAAAAGAACAUUGAUGAGAAGGUGAAGAAAGCUGGGAGCUCUGACAGGCAGCGUGCUAAGCUGCUGUCAUCUGUUUCAAAGAAAGAUUUCAUCAAUGUCUUGAGAAACAUGGAGGGUGUUAAAGGAAGCAAGAAUUCUGCUGGAAAAACCACGAAAAGUAAACAGGGUGAAGUGAAGUCUGAAGAAGGGCCAGAAUGGAAUAUACUGCGUGAUGACUUCAUGAUGGGAGCAUCUAUGAAAGACUGGGACAAGGAAAGCGAUGAAGAGGGCAAUACUGAACAAGGAGGUGGUCUGAAACAAGAUGAUGAGAGUGACUGAAUGAAACCGAAAACUAUUCAAGAUAAUGUUUUAUCUUCUUAACUUUGGAUAAAAAGUCCGACAUUCUGUGAAUGUACAACACUUGGAGGAUGUCUCCUUUUUUGAAAAAAAGGACUUGCACAACUUUGGAGUGUUUUCUCCUCCAUGCCAAACUUUUAUUUAAUAUAGCUUCAUUUGCUAUACUGAAAUCCUGAAAUAUUUUCCAAAACAUGUAUAAUUUUCAACAUAUUUCCAAAACAUUUUGUACAGUCAAAAUAGUGGCACCUGCCCAAUGAAAGAAAGAUUUUGCCAAGGUCAUUAAAAGUUUAUACAUUAGUCAUGGCAAUUGAUGUAUUAGUGUGCCUGCAUUUCCAAAUCAGUGUUGCACUUUGAAAAAUUGUUAGCAAUUCGCAAUAGAAAUGGCUUACAAUAAACACAGAAAUGCCGUCACCUUGUAAAGUUAUCGGACUCCUAUAGAGUCUUUACUACUUUGGCCAGGAAAGGUUUUGUAGAUAAUAAAGAAAAGUAACCAUUAAUGUGAUAGUUCUGGUUUUGGAGCUUUAGUUUGAUUGGAGACAACUCUGGAAACAUAAUUGUAAAAAGAGACACUUGACCCUACUGAUUGGCUUUUAUAUUUAUGUAGAUAUACGUAUGUAUGUUUUUUCCAUUGCAAGUCUGAAGUUGUAUAAGCUGAGAGACUGGAAAGAGAGGAAAGGAUAGCGGUUGCUAUUGUUUUUGUUGGAGGAGGGAGGGCUUUUCUAGCAGUACCACAUAAAAUUGUAUUCAGCGUUGCUUCAUUUGCAGUUCUGGUGUUCUGGCCUUUUUCAGAAUGGAGCCGGACCUCCGAGAUACAUCCUGUGGGUUUAGGCAGCCAUAAUGCUAACUCCCCAGGUCUGUAAAGGGUCAAACAAAAGCCCUUCCUCUUAGGCACGUGCUGUAACGGUACCGAAUUUUGGAAGACAUCUGUAACACUGUUGGCUUUGUUUAAGCUACAGCAAUUUCUCCAGAUCAGUUGUUUGGCUGUGAAGGUGCAGAAGCUAAUGUACAUAAUAAGAAUACGUUCUAUAUACAGAAGGAAGUGCGCUGUGAUUAAGGUGCUUCUCUAAAUGAGAAGCUGGGGUUGCGUUCUGCUGCCUUCGCUGUUCCAGACUGGCUGGCUGAUGCUGUGUCAUUUGUUUAACUUAGCAAUGUGAAGAAAAUGCCUUGGGGCCUAUGAAUUGAUACUUAAAAUACAUAGUACUAUUCCGUCUGUUUCUGCAGAUGUCGUACGUACAAGCCUUUCUUUGUACCUACUUAUACGCAAGAUAGGAUUAGGAGCGACUUUCAAAUUUUCUAUAUUGAAAUGUGUGGUAGGACAGUGGAUUUCGAUUUUCCUAACUAAGGUGUUGAGGAGGGGAGGGGAUUUGAACUUUAUACUGCAGGAUAAAAAAAAAUAUACACACAGAAUGGCAUAGAAACCCAUCCUAACAACUGGCAAUGGUUGUGUUAUCCCUAGCCUAUUCAUCUGGUAUAUAUUGUAGCAUAAUUCUUUGAGGAGCACUCAAAGCUAACAGCAGAAAUGUUUAGAUUUUCAAGCUGUUUUGAGUGUUAAACAUAUUAGAUAUCUGAGGAGACAUUAGUUUGUGGCGUGAUAUUUAUUAUCACAAAUGAAGGCAUACACCCAAAAUAUCAAGUGGCAAAACCACAGAAGUUUGACAUAUGGUUAUCCCGGCUUCUGGAGGUUAGACGUCUGUAUAGCUGUUCAGUGAGAGUUGGCAUCUCAUUAGUGCAACACAAAAAUAUACUACAAUGAAUUUUGAGUCUAUGAAGCAGCGUAAUAGUCUCAUCUGACACUGCUUUCUUUCUACAGAGUUUGGUUACUCUGUGUGGAAAAAUUACAUCAGCACCCUUAAAUCUACAGUUGUUCUCUAGGUUGGUAUCACCAGUCUCUGUCUGAGAUCAAAUUUUUGGAAAAUAAUCUAGUUUUUCUUAGGAACUAUGACAUCCUGAGGUGAUUAUUAAAAACUUCAAAAUACCUUCAGAAUACUUCUAGAAUACUUGGGUGUUUGAGUUUUAUUUGUGCAUUUUUUGCAGUAAUGUUUUGAUUAAAGCACUGAAGUGUCACUUCUGUAUUUAAAAAAAAAAGUGGAAUGUAGCAAAAUUGCUAAAAAUAUCUUGAGUUUCCAUUUCAGAGUGAGCAGCAGUACUUUUUGUCUAUAAGUGGAGAGCAUUUCUUGCCUUUUAAGAAGCAUAAUACUCAUAUUUUUGUGUGUUUUGGAUAUUUUUUUAUUUUUGACACUGUAUCUUGCCUUUGCCUUGUCCUUUGGUUGUGUCAUAUGCAGAGAAACUCCUAGAAUAACUUGAAUUGGUAAUUACCUCCAAAAGAGAAAUAAGCUCAGAACUCUUAUGGUGGGUGGGAACGGUAUAUUUUAAUUUUAGGCAUUUGAUGGCCCAUUUAUUUCACAAGCUUUGUUUUAAUUGACUAGCAAUUCAAAGGAAGAGCUCGACCCUCUUGGGUCCGGGCACCUUCCAGUCUCCUCUGUCAGCAGUGGGAUCGGCUGCCCUGCCCAGUUUUCCAGUAAUGCUUUUCCUUUUUGAUAGCUACCAAGAACAACGUCCAGCGGCUUUUCCCAGCCGUCAGAGCGCUCGGUCUGUUUUGCCUGCUCCCAUGAAUAUCUCUGCUUAAGCAAAGCUGUGCCGCUGCCCUUCAUUCCAGAGAGCAUGAAUCAUCUCAAUUUUGUAUAUUUCUGUACCUAUCUAUAUAAAGCCAAUAAGGAUGGGGUGGUUCCAGUUUUGUUAGGCUUCAGGCCAACUCCAGAGUAUGUAGAGUUUAAUAUUCUAUGGAUCGUAUGCAAAGCAACAAAGUUUUGUUUAAUAAGAGAAGGCACGGGGUCAGCUCUUCCCAUAUCUCCCAUCCUCUGGUCUAAUUUCUCUUCGCGUUAAUUGUGCUAACUUUUUUUUUAGCAAGGAAAGCAUGAGUUGGCCUAUGAGGGGGAAAAAAAAGAGGCACUUUUCUUCAGCCUGCUGUUAGGGAAACACUUGGGAAGUGAUGGUGGAAUAUCCUUGUUGUGCCUGAUGCUACUGCACCACAGUGUCUUUUUUCCCUGCUAAAACAGGGAGGGAAGAGCUCCCACUUCUGCAGCUGGGAGGCAAGUUCUCCUGGGCUCACAAGUUGAGCAGAACAAAGGAGCUGGAAGCUGCUGCUUAGGGCCUCUGCAGCUUCCUAGCGGAGAUAGGGCUUUUUUUUGUGUGUGUGUGUUUUGUUUUGUUUUAAAGAGAGAAACGAAUUGUUUGGAGGCCAUAACAGUGUUUUGACUUUCUGAUGCUUCCAGAAGGUGGUGGUCUGUAAAGCCGCAUCUGUUCAGAGCUGGCUCGGUAGCUGUCUCCAGGGAGGAAGGCAGAAGUCAUCUGGCACACAACGCUCUGCGCAACUUAAAAUGACAAACUCAUUCUUAUGAAAUGAGUCCUGGCAUGGUUAAUAUCCACACAGAGCAGUCAUCAAUGUUGUUCGCUUCCAGCCCCUGCUAAUUGCUCAAUGAUUUCUUCAAGACUUGCUGAGGUAAGGAGUAAGAGGGCCAGGAGAAGGCCUGAAGUAGCAAAGACUCUUAGUAUCCUGUUAAACAGUUAGGAUCCUAGUGCUAAAUAAGACAUUAAACUUAGACUCUAGGACCUCAGUGACAGACACGGGAGACUGGGCAAGUUCUUGGUUAACAGAUGGUGGAAAACUGUUGAUUUCCUUUACUGUUACUCUAAAGCAGUGGCUUUUAACCUCUUGUCCGUAUGUAAACCUCAGAGGUUUCACCUCUGUAGAUGAUCUAGCAGAUAAGGGCUUUUCCUUAACCAAUCUUUUUCAGACAGAUAGGGAUGGCCGAUAUUUCUUAGACAAAGCAUUUUGUUUUCAAAUGCAUCUUUUUAAUUGCCUUUCUGUCUUAAGGGACAUGUUGCAAUAAAACUCCAGUCAAACUGCAUAGCUUCAACACCAAAGAUGCUUGUGUUUGUGUAAUGCUUUAUCCUCUGAAAUUAUUUCCUUUUGUUUAAAUCCAUGUGUUUAAUCCAUUGGAUAUCAAAUAGUAUGAAUUAGGACACUUUCGUCAAGCCUUCAGAUAUGACCUCAUGAGCAUAAAUGGCUUCCAAGAGGCACUUUGGAAGGUGACUUUAGGAAUACUCGUAAAAAGCAUUAUUUCUUCACAGUGCCUCGGUCGUUUCAAUAGCCCAUUCUCUCAUGCCAGUGAGUGAACUUUUUGAGCGUUAUUUUGCAACGCGUUCUGAGUGUUUCUUAAUUCUGUUUUCAGUAUAUGUGGUGUUAAUUGUGAACUGCUAACCAGGAUCAGACUUGCAUUGGCGUUUGAUAGCACUAGGAUUUCCUACAGACAACAGUGUUCUCAGAAGUGCCUAAACAAUUAAUAGGAAUAGUUCUCUUAAGAGACGCUGGUUACACUUACCAGAAACUUAAUGCAUAGUUUAGAAAUAGUUAAAUAUGCAACCUGCUGAUGUUAUGUAUGAAUCAGGUCUUUAAGUAAUGUCUGUUACAGGCACAUAUGAUCAUAAGUAGAAGGUAGCAGAGGGUUGUUUGCCAUAGUUUCAAAACCUGUCUCAGUAUUGAAGUACUUGAAGAUCGUACUAGCCAUUUGUGAGAUCUUUAUAAACUGCAUUAUGAAUGUAAUCUUGGAUAUUAUGAAUGAGGGCCCUUGGCUAUUUAAUGACUUUGUUGCUUUUAACUUUGUCUUUCUCUCCCAGUUACGGACAUUCCCAUUCUUGUUCAAAACAGAAAUGCAUACAAGUGUUGCUUCAUCCAAGCAAAAUGGUAGUGAAAA
Messenger RNA from Grus americana (Whooping crane), 5608 nucleotides. RefSeq names its product ribosomal RNA processing 15 homolog (gene RRP15). The transcript has 5 exons. The coding region runs from base 45 to 836 and encodes 263 amino acids. NCBI's taxonomy places the organism in Eukaryota, Metazoa, Chordata, Aves, Gruiformes, Gruidae. The record is from RefSeq and is a predicted model, not a curated record. Gene Ontology annotation, cellular component: preribosome, large subunit precursor. Gene Ontology annotation, biological process: maturation of LSU-rRNA; maturation of 5.8S rRNA.